Messenger RNA from Arachis ipaensis, 832 nucleotides. RefSeq names its product putative methyltransferase PMT2. Gene Ontology annotation, cellular component: trans-Golgi network; cytoplasm; endosome. The record is from RefSeq and is a predicted model, not a curated record. Lineage: Eukaryota; Viridiplantae; Streptophyta; Magnoliopsida; Fabales; Fabaceae. Gene Ontology annotation, molecular function: methyltransferase activity.
AACUAAUUUUCUUCAAUGACAAGAAAAUUAAUAGACUGUUGGAUACCGGAAGAUAUCGAAACAUUAUGGAUAUGAAUGCUGGGUUGGGUAGUUUUGCUGCAGCUAUUCAAUCUCCCAAGUUAUGGGUCAUGAACGUUGUGCCUACCACAGCUGAGAAAAGUACCCUGGGGGUCAUAUAUGAGCACGGCUUGAUUGGCAUUUAUCAUGAUUGGUGUGAAGCCUUUUCAACAUAUCCAAGGACAUAUGAUCUCAUUCAUGCCAAUGGCCUCUUUAGUCUGUACAAGGAUAAAUGUAAUGCAGAAGACAUUCUUCUGGAGAUGGACCGGAUCUUGCGGCCAGAAAGCGCCGUCAUAUUCCGCGAUGAAGUCGAUACCUUAAUAAAGGUAAAGAAAAUAGUUGCAGGAAUGAGAUGGGAUACCAAAAUGGUUGACCAUGAAGAUGGUCCUCUUGUUCCUGAGAAGAUACUAAUUGCUGUAAAGCAGUAUUGGGUUGUUGAUGGAAAUUCCACUUCUACACAAUAAUCACUGAAGACCAAGUUAAAUUACAAGCGUGCCCUUAAGCUUCCAGCACCUUUCUGUUUGAACUGAAGCCUUUGACAGUGGCUUUGUUAUGAAGCUAAAAGGGACUAUUAGAAGAGUUAUAUGCACAAUUGUCAGUUAGCUAAGAUUUCAUAUGCAGUGAAUUUAUCAAGGAAGCUGAAGUUCAAUGUUUAUGCUCCCUGGAAUCUCGAAAAUUUUUUGGUAGAAGUUGCUUAUCUUGUACAAUGUUACAUUAAAAAAACAAAGACGCUGUCUUCUUUUAAUUUAAUAGUUUUGUCGUUAUUAUAUGUUUG